This is a messenger RNA of Peromyscus eremicus (cactus mouse), 451 nucleotides long. RefSeq names its product histone H2B type 1-K. Bases 16 to 396 code for a protein of 126 amino acids. Gene Ontology annotation, molecular function: structural constituent of chromatin; protein heterodimerization activity; DNA binding. The record is from RefSeq and is a predicted model, not a curated record. The transcript has a single exon. Gene Ontology annotation, cellular component: nucleosome. NCBI's taxonomy places the organism in Eukaryota, Metazoa, Chordata, Mammalia, Rodentia, Cricetidae.
UUCGUGUUGUCCAUCAUGCCUGAGCCUGCAAAGUCCGCGCCCGCCCCGAAGAAGGGCUCCAAGAAGGCCGUGACCAAGGCGCAGAAGAAGGACGGCAAGAAGCGCAAGCGCAGCCGCAAGGAGAGCUACUCGGUGUACGUGUACAAGGUGCUGAAGCAGGUGCACCCCGACACGGGCAUCUCGUCCAAGGCCAUGGGCAUCAUGAACUCGUUCGUCAACGACAUCUUCGAGCGCAUCGCGAGCGAGGCGUCGCGCCUGGCGCAUUACAACAAGCGCUCGACCAUCACGUCCCGGGAGAUCCAGACGGCCGUGCGCCUGCUGCUGCCCGGGGAGCUGGCCAAGCACGCCGUGUCCGAGGGCACCAAGGCCGUCACCAAGUACACUAGCGCCAAGUAAACUUUCCAAGCGAGCGUCAACAUCUACCACCAAAGGCUCUUUUAAGAGCCACCAA